Molecule: messenger RNA, 2009 nt
Organism: Tilletiaria anomala UBC 951
Lineage: Eukaryota; Fungi; Basidiomycota; Exobasidiomycetes; Georgefischeriales; Tilletiariaceae
Product: protein serine/threonine phosphatase 2C
Exons: 5
Coding region: 69-1964 (631 amino acids)
Biological process (GO): protein dephosphorylation
Molecular function (GO): protein serine/threonine phosphatase activity
Source: RefSeq, a predicted model, not a curated record
AUGCGCCUCGGACGGAUGGUACCACUAAAGGGGAUUAAGUGCCUCAGGCCUAUCUUCACAGUACCAAUAUGAAUGUCGGUGCCGCAACUGCCGGCCGGCCUCUCUGGAUGCCCCCGAGGACACAGCCGCGCUGGACCCAAUUGUCCUCCCCCGCGAGAUGCGAUACUUGUCGCUCUUCAGCGGCAUCAAAUCCUGCAAGAAACCACUUCUAUGAUAAAGGACCCUCAUGCUCGUAUAGAUUGCUGCAAGCUAGAGGAUACAGAGACUACAUUCGCUCGCAGACACUGGACAAUACCACGGGCAAGUCACGUACAGCACGCAUCCCGCUCAAAAACGGCUCGGUCUUUGGCCUCUCGGCGACGCGAGGCACGCGAGUCUACCAAGAGGAUGCUUCAAGUGUCUUGUGCGUUCAACUACCGAGUGGAGAUCUCAAAGAAAGCUUAGCACAAAGCCGUAGCAGAGUGGCACAACAAGCUGCCGUCAGGUGGGACGCUGAAAAGGCUGGCGGCGAGGAUCUUGCUGGACAAGUGCUUUGGAUCGGUUGUUUUGACGGACAUGGAGGUCAGGCCAUUUCCGGAUUUCUGCGAUCAUUCCUGCACGACAUUUUUGAACGCGUACAGCCUGAUAUGGUGACUGACACCGUGCAAUACACACGAUCUCAUGGAGGCUAUUUUCGUCGCUUCACCGGGGGCCUUCUAGAGCGCUGGGUCCGGCAAGAUCAAUUACGCUCCGUGCGCUCCGGCGGACCUGGGGGCGCCGCCGCGACCUCCCGAGCGAAAGGCGCUGGUACUCGACCCACAGCAUCUAUGAGUAAUGAUGCAAUGGCCAGAAAAGAAGUGGAUCCUCCUGGUCCGCGGACGCUUUCAGAUCUUGCAGCCACCCUUUCACCUGGUGCUAGAUACAAGCAGCCCAAUGUUGUGCAUUCUGGUGAUGAUGUAGGGGAGACGAAUAAUGACAGGCCGAUCGAGAGCCCUCAUAUGCAGACCGUGUCUUCUCCUUCGGACUCCUUUUCGAAGACAGGAGAGACCGAGAGGCAACCUCCGGAGUCUGAUGCGAAGCAGAUACGGAAUAAGGGUGAUGCAGUGUGCGGCGUCGACACGCAAUCUGGCAGUAGCCCAUUGUCUCCCUUCAGUGUCGAAACACCACCGUCCGCUUCACAAUCGGACGUAACGAAAGGGCUGGACAAGCCUCUAGCAGAUGGUCAGAUGCCUGAUCUUCUUGCCAAGCCCAUCGAGCCGCCCGAGGAGCUGGAAGGGCAACAUCUGACGCUUGCGGAACGCGCUACGCUUGCUUGGCUCGUCGCUGACCGCAUGAUUCAAGCAGACAAGGGCCGACUCGACAUCGGUGGCUCAACGGCAAGCGUUGCUCUCAUAUACAGUCUCGACACACCGGCUGUGCCGUGGUACAGUAGCAAGCUAGUUUCGAUCACGACCGCGCAUGUCGGCGACACGCGCAUGCUGCUCUGCGCCACAGAGGACGGGCGCGCGAUUCCGCUGACGAACUACCACCACCCAGACGACCGAGCCGAAGCCGUGCGUCUGCGCAAGCUGGGAGCAGGCAUGAUCACAGAUUCGUUUGGUGAAUUGCGCUGGAUGGGUGCAUUGGCGAACACGCGUGCGUUCGGCGACUCGCGUUACAAGAAAGUGGGCGUCACUGUUGAGCCAGAGGUGAUCAGCCAGAUCAUCAAGGGAGACGAGUACGCUUUCCUCAUUGCUUUCAGCGAUGGCGUAGGGGGCGUGAUGAGCGACCAGGAAAUCGUCGAUCUCUGCCGAGGUGCAGACCAUCCGAGCGACGCGGCAAAGGCAGUGCUGAGCUUUGCAGAGGAGUUAGGAACUGAGGACAACUGCACCGUGGUUUGCGUGCCACUCCGUGGGUGGGGUAAAGUCAAAGGAGAGGAUGCAACGCAGCAACGGAGAGAAUAUCGGCGAAGUAAGGUGGACAUCUUUCGCGACUCGCGAAAGUAGCCUGUAUUGCUUUGACGCUCAAUUCUAUAAAACAGUAUGAUGUGG